CAGAUUUGCUGGAAGGACAAAUAUUACAUCAAAGGUGGAAAUCUGACACGAUUUCAUUCUGACUGAACAUCAGUGUCCAGAUGUCAGAAGUUCCCGGUGGAGCCUUUGGGUCGCAGCAGAGAGUUUGUGGGCGGGGCUUAGGGGGACACUGCAUAACCGAGGGGCGUGUCCACGCAUACCUUCCUGGAGGUGUGUUCGGUCUGAGCUCCAGAGACGACGGCCUGUUUUUAUUCUGAAAGUUGACGGAGGAGAGCGGACCGGAAGCUGCGUGUCCGAACCAAAGACCCACGGAGCGGAACCGAACGUCUGCGGCGGGAAGCAGAGGAAAAUGGGACCGGAGCUGCUGUGAGAGCGACCGACCGACCGACACGCAGCCGCCGCGGAGGGAGCCCGGCCGGCCGCCGGGGAUGGCCCACGUAGGCAACGGAGCGUCCGCGGAGGAGGAGGAGGAGGACUGUUUCGAGGACGCUUUCGACCGCACGCCAUCGACAUGUCGGAUGGACCUGCAGACGGCCAUUCAGGAGACCCAGUGUGCCCUGAACCUGGUCCUCAACAACAAGUUCUCUCAGGCGCUGGACCUGCUAAAGCCAUGGUGGAGGGACAGCAUGUACCACGCUCUGGGCUACAGCAGCAUCCUGGUGAUGCAGGCAACCAUGACCUUCGAGCAGAGAGACAUCCAGGCGGCCAUGGCCACCAUAAAGGACGCCCUGCAGACCUGCCAGAGGUUCAGGAAGAGGAACUCCGUGGUGGGAUCUCUGUCCAGUCUCAUCAGCAGACAGGCCAACCUGCAGGAAGAGGAGAUGCAUGCAGAGCUCUGCUACGCCGAGUGUCUCCUGCAGAAGGCCACGCUGACAUUUGUGCAGGAUGAGAACAUGAUUAGCUUCAUCAAAGGAGGCAUCAAGAUUCGAACCAGCCACCAAAUCUACAAGGAUUGUCAGAACGUGCUGUCCAUCACUCAGGGCGUGGCCCAACAAUCCGAAUUGUUCAGGCAGUUUGAGGGCGGAGUCAAGCUGGGCAUCGGGUCCUUCAACCUGAUGCUGUCACUCCUCCCUCAACGGGUUCUAAGGUUGCUGGAGUUUAUCGGGUUCUCAGGAAACCGGAGGUUUGGUCUUUCCCAGCUGAGAGAAGGCGCCUCCAACCACAGUCUGCGCUCCAUCCUCUGCGCCUUCACCUUACUCUUCUACAACACCUAUGUGUCCCUCAUCCUGGGAACGGGGGAGGGGGACCUGGCUGAGGCUGAAGCUCUGCUGGAGCCGUACCAGGAAAAGUACCCAAAAGGAUCCAUUAUUCUGUUCUACUCGGCUCGGAUUACUUCACUGAGAGGAAAUCUGGAAAAGGCGCGAGCUCGCUAUGAGGAGAGCAUCAGCAGCCAGCAGGAGUGGAAGCAGAUCCACCACAUCUGCUACUGGGAGCUGAUGUGGAACCACUCCUUCCAGCAGGAGUGGCAGCAGGCGUACCGCUACGCCGACCUGCUCUGCCGGGAGAGCCGCUGGUCCAAGGCCAUCUACGUGUACCAGAAGGCCGCCAUCCUGAGCAUGAUGUCGGCGGAGGAGGUGGAGAGGACUGGCGAGGAUCUCAGGGCGCUCUUCAGACAGGUGGAGGGGCUGAAACAGCGUCUGGCCGGGAAGUCCAUCCCCAUGGAGAAGUUUGCCGUGAGGAAGUCCAGGCGCUACAAAGCCUCCAACCCCGUCCCCCUGGUCGUCCCCGCGCUGGAGAUGAUGUACGUCUGGAACGGCUUCACCAUUGUUGGGAAGAGGGCCGACCUCACAGAAUCUCUGCUGGUGACCAUAGAGAAGGUGGAGGAGCAGCUGCUGAAAGACCCCAAUCCGUCCGAGUAUCACCCUGAUGACAGCUGCCUGGUCCAGAUGCUGAAGGGGCUGUGCCUGAAAUACCUGGGCAGGUUCCUGCAGGCUGAGCUGUGCUUCACUCAGGUGCUCUCCAGUGAGAGUCGGAUCCGAUACGAUCACUACUUGGUUCCCUUUACGCUCUACGAGUUGGGUCUGCUGCACAAACAGCAGGGAGACUUCAUCAAAGCCACUACAUACAUCGAGAAAGCCAAGAUGAACUACAAAGACUACUCCAUGGAGUCCAGACUACACUUCCGGAUCCACGCCGCCCUCAACAGCCUCAAAGGCUCGCCUGUCAGCACCCCAUAACAAUCUCAGCGUUGGAUGAGGAGUUUUCAGGGUUUGAACUUCAUCAGCAGGGAUUUCUUUAGUGGCUGUAAACUCUACGUUAAACAGUUUGCCGUUUAGAAAACUGAGAUUAAAAAAACUCACUUCUUGAAAAGACGCAAGCUUCCUGUUAGCAUGGGCCGGCCUAGCGAGGCUUGCGGCGUGCUAGCUGCACACGUCAUUCAGCGGUCACGAACAUCGCUUGAUCAGGAAGAAGGACGAGUUUUCCAGACGCUCUUUCACUAUAAAAGCACAAAGAAUUAUCGACCAUUCCCUUCCCAAACCCGCUAAAAGAUCAAAAGGAAACUAAAGUGGAAUUUCUGUUUAGUGUGAACCAAACCUAAAAUCACAGCUUUCUGGUUGAAAAAGCUAUUUUUAAGACUUCAUGGCCUUAAGUAACGUUUAAGCUUCUGCUUCUCAUCGACUCUUCUGCCUCUGAACUGCAGCGUCAGCCAGCUCACAUCUUCAAAAUGAUACUUACUACUGUUCUGCCAUCGCUUUCCAGCUGCUCCGCUUCCUCUGAUUGGCUGUUAUUGCAUCGUUUUAUCCAUUCACUGAGUCACACAUUCAUCUUACUUCAGGUUUGUCUGGUUUACAGCUCAGACAAAACCUAAGUUAAGAAGUAAAAAUGGCGUCUGCCCGGCUGUUUUUUACAGACUCUAGCGUUAGCAUACCUGUACCACGCCAGCGUUAGCCGCUGUUAUCUAGCAUUUGCUUCGUUUUUGCUUCAUACACAUGUUUAGAUCUGCUGCCAUAGAAUUUUCCAAUGAUGUGACAACCAGCGGAUAAAUCAGAGGAACGCAGACUUAGCAUGUCACAUGCACCACAUGCAAUCUAUCACUACACCCCAAAAAACCCACUAGGAAAGGAUUCAGACACAGUUUGAAGACACAGUUACACACUACAAGACACAGUUUAUGACUCUAUCAAAGACAAAAGCUCUGUUAGCGAUGGCUCAGGACACGCUCGGUUUAGAACCACUGAUUCAGGGUUGGCAAACAGAGAGUUGAGAUUCAGAAAUCGUAAAUGACGAAAAAAAGUUGAUUUUUGUCCGAACAUUUGGGAAGGAGUCGGUAAUUUUAUUUUCAGGGACACGCAGGUUUUAACGCUUCCUAUGCCUUUCGAUUUUUCUUGUUGGUUCUUUCUUUGCUCGCGGUACGGCCUUCUCACCGAACGUGGCUUAUAGGAACAGAGUGCAAUCCCCUCAUCCCUAACCCUAACCCCACAGACCGUCUGCACACGUGACGGAGACAACACACAUUUUAUGAGCAGCAAUAGAAGCAGCUCUGCCGUGUUUCUGAGUCUUUCCCCUCCGUCUGUGUCCAACUGGAAGUUUGGGUUUUCCUGGAAAUGGAAAGCAGCUUUUGAUCUUAGUUCACCAUCAAGUGCGUCAAUUAAUUAAUAUCAUUAUUGUAUUUUUUUACCAAAGUAUCUGCUUGAUUUAAACGAAUCAUUAAUCUGGAAAACCCAAACGCUGUUUUCUCAUCUGGAUCAUCGCUUUUCCAAAGACCUAAGCCUUCUUCUGUUUUCUUCCAUUAUUCCACAGUAAACAACUUUAGGCUUUUAUUUUGAAAUGAAGCACAAGUAUCGUUAUCUAAAAGUCCAAAUGAAAAUGUUUGUUUACUUUAACCGGAUGAGUUUGUCAACAAAGAGCAGUGGAGUCAAGCUAGCCCCGUCUUUGCUUCCAUUGGGAACAUCCAGGAGAAAGACCAACGUUUCUGUUCUACUUGAAGAUCUCAGGAGUCAAACGUUCUUCUACUUCAUGAAUGUAUCCACCAAAAGACCAAACUGUUGCUGAAUGACUUUUAUGUUUCUGUGCCUGUAAACUUUGGAUCUGUCUUGUUUGUUUGUCAGAAAAAGUCAGCUUUGAACAACCGAAAGCUCUAAAAGCAAAGCAGAUGGAGAAACCAUCGUUUGCUCAAGGGUUGUGGCAAUGAAAACCCAGCGACGGGCCGACAAAGCGCCCAAUGACUGGUUUUAACUAGCACUGCUGGAGUAGAAAUGAAAAUAACGAUUUCAUGUCAGAUGAAGGAAUCAACAGCAGUUUUUAUGGAUGUAUGCUAAUGCUAGCUGCAUUAGCGUAGCACUAAAGCACUGCCUAUUUAGCAUUAGCGGUACACACCAGUGUCAACAAAGUUAAAGAAAUCUUAAUUCUGCUUUUAAUGUUUUUUAUGUUCAUGAAUACUGUUAAUGUUCAGAUUAGCACAAAGGACGAACACUGCCUACUGCGCUAGCAUUGUAUUACUGGUUCAUUCCCACGUUAGCUGACGUUAAGUUAGCAUGCUACUGCUGGUGUUGUUUGUUUGUUGAACUAAAAUAAACAGAAAAAAAAAUUGCAGUUUUAAAGUUUUUAACAUCUACAACCGAGAUAACCACGAACAAUAAAGAUCGCUUUCUUCUUCAUCCGACUAUCAUACAAUUGCUACGCUACAUAGAGGAAAUGCUAAAUAUUCUAUAUUAAUAUAAAACUGAUUUUCUUGCAUCAAGUUGCUUUGUUAAGAUUGGCAAUUAUAUCUUUAUUGAUAAGUACAAGUUAAAAGUGGGAUGUAUGGUGUACUUCAUAGUUUAUGGUCAUGCAUACGUCCCAACUAGAAGGAAUAAAAUGGUUCAAGAACCGGCGUGUCAUGUUUCAGAGAAUGAUCCUGUCAGCGUGUUCAAAGUCUGGUUUUGGCAAUAAACCUGUUUCUUUGUAACUUUUCUUUUUUGCCAUUGGUUUGUUUUCAAGGUUAAUUUGAAAAGAAAUGUUAAAAAUAAUUUUCCGGUUCAUCUGGAGUGACUUCACUACCUCAACCACCUUCAGUUUUUGUGCUUUUCUAUUCUUUUCAUCAGAUUGGAUUCUCCGACGGUUCUAUUUGCUUUAUUUCUGCCUCACAUUAAAGUCUUUGUUUUGUUUUGGAAUCCGUGUGUUGCAGCAAACACAGAACUGAGGUAUUUUGCUGAAACAAAGCACAUUUUGAGCACAAAUGUCAUUGAAAUUCUUGGUGUGUUCAUACAGGUUACAGAAUAGUUUCAGUCAGGUUUGUUGUGACCGCUUGUGUUUGUGUUGUGUGUCUGUCCGUGUUUGUGCUUUGUGACUAUGUUGUUGAAUUUGGAAAAUGAGAGAGAUUUCUGCAUGUUUCUGUUUUACCAACAUGACUGAGUGCAAAGCGUCAUGCUGAUGUUGGUGAGAAUUCGGUGCAAUAAAAGUCAAACCUGAACUUC
Molecule: messenger RNA, 5375 nt
Organism: Oryzias latipes (Japanese medaka)
Lineage: Eukaryota; Metazoa; Chordata; Actinopteri; Beloniformes; Adrianichthyidae
Gene: ttc39b
Product: tetratricopeptide repeat domain 39B
Molecular function (GO): protein binding
Source: RefSeq, a predicted model, not a curated record